Messenger RNA from Punica granatum (pomegranate), 3009 nucleotides. NCBI's taxonomy places the organism in Eukaryota, Viridiplantae, Streptophyta, Magnoliopsida, Myrtales, Lythraceae. The record is from RefSeq and is a predicted model, not a curated record.
UCUUCUUUCACCGGGGAAAAGUGUUGGCUUGGGGGAACAUUUGAAAAUCGCUCCCGACCCGAGUCCUACCCCUUGAUUGAGCUGCUCGGCUCACUCAUUGUGCUUUGCCCUAUUUUAUUUGUAGCCCGCCCUUUCCACUUCGCCGCUCUGAUCUUCUUCCGGCCGGCGCAUUGAGAAUCAGCUUUUUGCUCCUAUGUGCGUAAAUGGCGCCAAAUCCCAAAGUGAAAGCAGCCUUUUCGGCAAUGAAGAUUCUUGGAAUCAGUGAAGAUAAAGUGAAACCUGUUCUAAAGAAGCUCUUAAAGGUUUACGAUAAGAACUGGGAGCUGAUUGAGGAAGAAAAUUACAGGGCUCUUAUAGAUGCGAUAUUUGAUGAGGAUGACAAUAAGGUUGCAGAUCAAAAGAGAAAAAGCCAUUCCGAGGAGGAAGAGGAAGAAGCCCAAACGCAGGAGCUUCAACGCCCCUUGAAAAGGCUCAAGCGUAGGAACCAAGAAAACCAGUCCAUUGCUUCUCCUGAUAAUUCAAAUCUUAGAAUAGGUGAAGCUGCUCUAGUACAGCCUAAAGAGGAGGAGGAGUUUUACCCUCCUCAGGCCAUUUUAAAUGAGCGAAACAAAGGGAAACGACCUAUUUCGAAUGAUCUGAACGAAAAAGGAAACCAGUCUCGACCAAUGGUUGCAUCAGGGAGACCAUCUCGUGAAAUUCGUAUCAGGGAGGCUAAUGUUGAUUCAGGCACAGUUCAUUUGCCCAAACAGAUUCUUCCUGUUAGCAAUCAGUUAACAGUGAAACCCAAGGAUGAGCAAUUCACUGAUGACAGACUCCUAGAUGAAGCUCCUCUUGCAGUGAUCCAUCCUGAGCGAUCACAGAAUGAAACUUCAACUGGUAAGCAGAAACUUGGUGGAACGAAUGCAGAUGCACCGACUUCCUUAAAUGUAGAUGGAGACAAUAAUGGGGCAGGUCUUCAAGCAUCAGAAACUGAGAAACACAAGAAGUGCGAGGUUGCGGAUGUCCCCAUGAAAUUUGCAGCCAACUUAGAGAUUGCCUCGUCGUCCUUGGGAGAGGUAAAGUUAACUAUAAGCUGCAACUCUACCCUUGGGAGAUCAGAGUUUCAUAUGCCUAGUCUAGACGAAGUCCUAAAGAUGAUGGAAGAUAAAUGUCUCCGAUCAUAUAAAAUCCUUGACCCGAAUUUUUCUGUCAUGAAACUGAUGAAAGAUAUGUGCCAGUGCUUUGUGGAAUUAGGAAAGGACUGUAAUGACUCAGGCGACAAAACAAUUGAUAUGGGGCCAGUGCAGGAUGUGUUGCAUAUACCUGUCAUGGAGGAUGCUUGUAAUGUUGGAAAUGAUACAGCAAACCUUCCCGUGCCAUCUGUGACAUCUGAUCGUUGUAAUGAAUCGGCACAAGGCAUUGAGGAAGCUAUCUCCAAUGGAUCUGCUCGAUCUACUGAGAGUACCCAACUGGCACAAUCUGAAGGCACUGUUCCUUAUCGCUUGAUAAUUCCACAUUGUCAAGCAACUCCUGGUGUCCAACCCACUCCCCUUAAAGGAGAUGAUAUCACCAAUGGGGAAGAAAUAGCCAAUAUCUCUUGGAUCAAUGAGAUCAAUAAUCGGGUCCCACCCUCCUUUCGUUAUACACCACAGAGCCUAGUUUAUGAAGGUGCAUCUGUCAGGUUUUCUCUUGCUCACAUAGAUAAUGGAAGCUGUUGUCCAAGUUGCAGUGUUAAUUGUCUGUCAUCAACUGUGCCCUGUGCUUGUGCUUGUGCAAAUGGAGGUGAGUUUGCAUAUACAGUAAGAGGCCUUGUGAAGGAAAGUUUUUUGGAAGAGUGUAUUGCUAUGACUCGUGAGCCUAGAAGGCGUUCCCACUUCCAUUGCCAAGAUUGCCCCCUUGUAAGAUCAAAAGGUGGUGCUCCACAAGCCUGCAAUGGCCACCUAAAAAAGAAAUUUAUCAAGGAGUGCUGGAGGAAGUGUGGCUGUAACAGGCGCUGUGGCAAUCGGGUGGUUCAGCGGGGCAUAAGUUGCAGUUUGCAGGUCUUUAUGACGUCUGAAGGAAAGGGAUGGGGCCUCCGUACGCUUGUUGACCUGCCAAAGGGUGCAUUUGUGUGCGAGUACAUUGGAGAAAUAUUAACUAUUAAUGAAGUUCAGAAGAGAAAUAUGAACACUAUGGAAGGUGCAAGGAAGACCUACAGGAUUUUCCUUGAUUCAGGUUGGGAUGCUGCAUCGUUGAAGGAUGAUGAAGCUCUGUGUUUGGAUACUACAUGCUACGCAAAUGUUGCUAGAUUUAUCAAUCACAGAUGUAAUGAUGCCAAUCUGAUUGAGAUACCUGUCGAAGUGGAGAGCCCGAAGCAUCACUACUAUCAUCUUGCUUUCUUCACAACUAGAAAAGUUCAAGCAUUGGAAGAGCUGACUUGGGACUAUGGUAUUGACUUUGAAGGGGAGGAUCAAUCUUUGAAUGCCUUCCAAUGCCUAUGCGGUAGUAAAAUUUGCAGAGAUAAGAAAAGCUCAGGUAUUAGUGUGCAUAUACUUCAGUCUUGCAAUAUAUAAUUGCAAAAUCGCAGUAUGCCUUGGACUUGGAUUUUAUUUUCCCAUCUGUUAUGUAUUACUACAAUCGAAAUCCAUUUAGAUUAACUGAUAUGUGUUUUAUAUGGAAGAUUGUUUAUUUGUCACUUGUUCCUCGCUGCUUACGAGAUUUUCCUAUGGCACAGGAGCGAGCAUGACAACUUGAAGACUAGAGCCUUUAAUUUCUAUUUUUGUGGGCAAUUAGAGAUGCCGCUGUUUACUACUCACUUUUUGGUGUUUGGCUGUUUAACUCUUGCAGAUAGUCUGCCGGUAUCAUUUUUUGUGCCUGGUUUUGGUUCUGCGAAACUUAAUUCUGUGAUUUUCAGGCACAUGCUCUUAUACUGAUUUCAGAUGGUGGCUCAAUAGUUUCUGAUUAUUCCCACCCAUCUUACCUCUUAGGAUUUUAGCGAUGGCUUCUGAUUGAACACGAUAGGUGUAUCAACCUCACUGUAAAGAAAACUUA